AAAUGCCUCAAAUAUUUUUAUAUAAAGCAACACACUCUUAUUUCGAUUGAAGGUAACAUAGGAUCAGGGAAAAGUACACUUCUCAAGUUGAUGUAGCAGAAAUACCCUUAAGUAAGAUAUUCCAACAUAAACUAAGAUGCAUUACUUACCAGAACCAGUUAAUGAAUGGCAACAAAUAAAUGGAAAUCCUAAACUUAAUUUGCUUGGAUCUUUUUAUCAGGAUCCUAAUCGAUGGGCAUACACUAUGCAAAAUUAUGCUUUCUACAGUAGAUUGAAGCAUUGGAAAACUGUUAUGGCUAAUCUGAAUCAAUCAAUUAUUUUAAGUGAAAGGAGCAUUUAAGCAGAUAAAGAGAUCUUUGCAAAAAAUGGUUAUAUCAAUGGAUUAAUGAAUGAAAUGGAAUUUGCAAUUUAUGAAUAAUUUUAUAAUUGGUUGGUUUAAGAAGUUUUUGGAAAAUAGAUAGCUAAAUAAUUGAUUGUCUAUCUGUAAGUGAAUCCUAAUGUUUGUUUAGAGAGAAUGCUCAAAAGAUCGAGAGAUGAAGAAAAAGUAUUAAAAAUAUUCUAUAUUAGAAUUCAAUUUCCAAAGAUUAUUUGGUAUAAAUUCAUCAAAGACAUGAGGAAUGGCUAAUAAAUGCAAAAGAUUAGAAUUAGAAAGUUCUGAUUCUCAAUGGUGAUAAAGAAUUUGAAGGUGAUCUCAAAUAACAGCAAAUAAUGUUUGAAUAAAUAAAUCAAUUCUUUUCUGGAUUAGUCUGA
This is a messenger RNA of Paramecium octaurelia, 750 nucleotides long. Lineage: Eukaryota; Ciliophora; Oligohymenophorea; Peniculida; Parameciidae. The record is from the annotation of a GenBank genome assembly.